UCCCCUGCCGACUGACAGACUGGCUCACGUGACUCUCCCCUACGUCUGACAUUGCUCAGUCACAACACUGGCACGCGCCGACCCUGUACUCGCCUCUGUUUCCGGUCUUCUCUUUUUCCCACUUCCAGACCCAGGGAAUUGCCCACGUGGGGCGGUGAUGUCACGUGAUUGACAGGGGAAAGUCCAUUUUGCAAGGCAUAGGAACUGGGCACUAGCUUUGGCCCCAUGCACCAAGUGCCUCGAGCGUUGCGAUCUGGCCGCAAGCUGCUGCGUCAAACAGUGGCCGGGGUCAUUAUCAUGUGCGCUGGAUUUUCCUCAGUGCCCAGCUCUUCAGCCAUCUACAGGUUGUCCGCCGUGCCCGGGUGCGAGGCUACCAAGUGCAAUGACGUUGUGCUGUGCCGGGCUCGGGAGAGCUGCCAGAAACCCCAGCAUGUGCUUUAUUUCCCAGGGGACGUGCAGAAUUAUCGUGAUGUGAUGGCAAGCCAUUCAGAAAAUUUCCGAUGGAAACGGUGGAGUCUAGAAGAUGUUGCUGACAUGCUUUCCCAGCGCUUUCCCAAUAGUUACAUCUGGAUCAUUAAAUCAUCACGAAUGCACUUGCACAAAUUCAGCUGCUAUGACAACUUUGUGGAGAGCAACAUGUUUGGAGCUCCGAAGCACAGCACUGAGCUGGGAGCAUUUAAGCAACUUCAGGCACUGCUAACAAAUGCUUUUAGUGCAGCACAGAAGAUUCUAGUAUCACAUAAUAACAAAUACAGUGUAGACAGAGACUAUGAUCUGUCUAAAUUUGAUAUAUGUACUACAUACACUACAAAUGGUUGUCCUUCCAAAAAAGACAAUUUAAUUCAUCCUACAAUGAAUCUAGGUAUUCCUUCCUUAAAGGAUUCAUUGUCCAUUACAGUGAUUGGAUUCAGUAAAGGGUGUGUUGUAUUAAAUCAACUACUUUAUGAACUGCAAGAAGCCAUCAAAGAUAAGGAUAUUCAGUCUUUUAUUGCUAACAUCAAGGCCAUGUACUGGCUUGAUGGGGGCCAUUCUGGUGGCUGUGACACUUGGAUUACAUAUCCUGAUCUCCUAAAAACCUUUGCCCAGACAGGCAUUGCAGUGCACACACAUGUAACGCCGUACCAAGUUAGGGAUGUUAUGCGUUCCUGGAUUGGGGAGGAGCACAGAAAAUUUGUGCAGCUCUUGAAGCAAUAUAAUGUAAAGCUUGAUAACCGGCUGCAUUUUUCUUAUGAAAUGCCUUCCCUAGAUAAUCAUUUUCGAGUUCAUGAAGUGUUCUGAAGUUAUCACACACCUGCCUGUGGCACUAACUACAGUGAACUAGUGGCUCACAUCACAUGAGAUAAAGGACAAUACAUCAUUUUCUAUGCAAAUUUCAUUUCAAGCAACAAGAGCCUCAUUCCUUGCAUUAGUAUGAUCAUAAAGCUAGGCUGACCCUGCAUGCAGUAUUAGCAGUUUCUUCCAUCAGUUUGCUGCAUUGUAAUAUUUACACUUUAUUAAUAUACUUGGUUAAUAAGCUAUGCAUCAAUUUGUGUCCAGAAGACUUGGUUUUGUAGUGAAUUCUGUUCACAUUCUGUGGUUAAUGUAGCAGGUUUUGGGAACAUGUUAGUGUUUAUUCUGUGGACCUUGUCCUAUGUGUUUUGUUUUCAAUGUUAAUAACUACAUGCGUUCCUUAAAUUAAUUCUGUAGUCACACAAUUCUGUUAGUGUUAUCACAAUUCAUAACAAAAAUAAUUAUUUUUUUAUCUUGAUCAUUCCAGAGUGUACAUCUUAAGUCUUAGCGGGGCAGAUGGUGGCUGUUAUACAGGGCUGCCAUCAGAAAUCAUGGUGCCCUGCAGAACAAAUUUUUCUGUCCCUGCCCCAGACUCCACACACCCCAAACCACAGUAAAACAUGCAAAAAAAAAAACAAUUAGUUAUCAGCGCCCCCAUAAAACUUUAAAAAAAAAUAAAAAAAAUCUUCAAUUGUGGCCAGGGCCCCCCUUACAAUUUCAAAAACAAUUAGUGGUCAGGGUCCCCCCCUCAUAAAACUUAAAAAAAAAAAAAGCUUCAUUGGUGGCCAGGACCCUCCUACAAGUUAAAAAACCAUUGGUGGCCAGGGUCCCCCUUACAAGUUCAAAAACAAUUAGUGGUCAUGGCCCCCCCCUCAAAAAACUUGAAAAAAAAAAAAGCUUCAAUGGUGGCCAGGGCCCCCCUACAAGUUGAAAAACCCAUUGGUGGCCAGGGUCCCCCUUAUAAGUUCAAAAAACAAUUAACGGUCAGCCCCCCCCC
Molecule: messenger RNA, 2266 nt
Organism: Xenopus laevis (African clawed frog)
Lineage: Eukaryota; Metazoa; Chordata; Amphibia; Anura; Pipidae
Gene: c9h2orf69.S
Product: chromosome 2 open reading frame 69 S homeolog
Exons: 2
Coding region: 226-1278 (350 amino acids)
Cellular component (GO): mitochondrion
Source: RefSeq, a predicted model, not a curated record